CUCACUACUUUUGACUAAAUACUUUUACCAGCAAAUUAAGAGAUGUCUGGGUAUAAAAGAGCCGGAGUGGGACGGGCCUGAACCAACACAGCUCCACAACUCUACCCCCUCCACAGGCACCGCCACCAGCCGAACCUCUGCAGAAUGGGCCGGAUCAUUUUCUAUGAGGACAAGAACUUCCAGGGCCGUCGGUACGAGUGCGACAGCGACUGUUCAGACUUCCAUACCUAUCUGAACCGAUGUAACUCCAUCCGCGUGGAGAGUGGGGCCUGGGUGGUCUACGAGAGGCCCAACUUCACGGGCUACCAGUAUGUUCUGACCCGGGGCGAGUAUCCGGAUUACCAGCGCUGGAUGGGUCUGAACGACCGCCUCUGCUCCUGCAAGAUGGUCCACUUCGUGAGCGGUUCUGAGUACAAGAUCCAACUCUACGACAAGGGAGAUUUCACGGGCCAGGUGUACGAGUCCACCGAGGAUUGUCCAUCCGUGGUGGAGCGCUUUCGGACACGCGAGGUCCACUCCUGUAAGGUGCUAGAUGGGAUCUGGAUCUUCUACGAGCACCCAAACUACAGGGGGCGCCAGUACCUACUGGAGAAGGGGGAGUACCGUAAACCUGUGGACUGGGGCGCUGUCUGCCCCACGGUUCAGUCCUUCAAACGCCUGACGGAGUGACGUCUGACUUGUAAAUCCAUCCAUCUGCAGUCCUCCUUUACCUCCAAAACGCCCAACCACAAC
Molecule: messenger RNA, 732 nt
Organism: Onychostoma macrolepis
Lineage: Eukaryota; Metazoa; Chordata; Actinopteri; Cypriniformes; Cyprinidae
Gene: crygs1
Product: crystallin, gamma S1
Exons: 4
Coding region: 145-669 (174 amino acids)
Biological process (GO): lens development in camera-type eye; visual perception
Molecular function (GO): structural constituent of eye lens
Source: RefSeq, a predicted model, not a curated record